AUGCCCCCGGAAUUAGGAGACGAACAUCUCUCGCCACCAAAACCCAACGACGCGAGAUCCAAGCCAAUCCAUCAGCUGGAGAAUAACAUGCUUGUUUCACCGCCAUCCUUUGUGAAGCGAGAGGGUCAACGGCAACAUGUUUGGUUUUACCAAGGACCAACCUCAAGCUGGUCCUUCACCCACCGAAUUCUGAAAUCACUGGCAAAGGCACUGUGCCCGGACACCCCUCUUGAUCUUCCUAUAAUCACAGAUAGAAAUGCAUAUCAGGUCCAAUGGACAAAGGCCCAGUCAAACGGGAUUGCCGACAUCACUGCCCUACCCUCGCAAGACCAUGCGAUCUAUCUUGUGAAUACAGUCAAUUUUCACAUCGGCCACUUCCUUCAUCUCUAUGACGACGAGGAAUUUAUGAAGAAUUUAGAUGAGUUUUAUGGGGAUGUUCAGCAAAAGGUUCAGAAAUCAAAAUUAUGGUACAUUCAGUUUUUGGUUGUCAUGGCCUUUGGGGAGACUUUAUUGUUGCCCGCGUCAAAAACAAGCCAGUCAUCAGCUUGUUCUCCAUACUUCACAAGAGCAAUGUCGCUGCUCCCAGACAUAACCGAAAUGUGGAAUGACCCUAUUCUAUCCGUUGAACUUUUGGCCUUGGUUGCUCUAUACCUCUACUCGCUGGACAUGAGAGACUCCAGCUGUUGCUAUAUAGGUCAAGCAAUGCGAAUAGCCCUUAUUGAGGGUUUUCACAGAGCCCUUCCAGUCGAAUUGGAACCAAAGCUUGCCAGCAGGUAUGUCUACAGUGUGGACAACAAAAUACACAGCAUUUAUCUUCACAAAGCCCAAUCGGCUUUAUCUCGAAUGGCAGACCUCUCCCGAGAGUGGGAGGAAGUUUUUGAAAAAAGGUUUCAAAGCCCAGCCGACGCUGUUUCUGGAAUCACUACUCGUCUCAAUUUAUCGUAUCAUCUGUGCGUUAUUAUCAUAGUCCGACCGCUCAUACUAUCUCUGGUGGUUGAGCGAGUGGAAAGCCUUUCCGGUGGCCUUUCCACGAGACAACUUAGCCCAUCCGUGCGAACCUUGAUUGAAACAUGCGUGGACUCCGCCAAGAAGUCGGUGAAAAUCUUGGCCGUUCUUCAUGAAAAGAACUUGCUUCAGACCUUUCUUCCCUUUGACCUUGAAAAUAUUUUUGCAUCUUUGUUUACCCUGAAAGUGGUGUCGGCUAUUUUGCCUCAAGAAUUUCAUGAAGAGUCUUACCGAGUUGGGAAAGCCGUUUUGGAGGAUCUCUGUUUGAGGGAAAAUCGGAUAGCCUUAUUUCGACAACGCGAGCUUGAAAGCUUGGAAUAUCUGAUCAACCUCAUCCCUGUCACCAUCCCAAGCUCUAAUAACGAGCCCUGUGAUCCUGCCCAGAAUACUGCCCUUGCCUUAGAAGCAACCCAAGAUGAUGGAGAGUUUGAGGGUCUCUUGGACCAUGGCGUUGAUACCUCCGGUAAUGACAUUGAUUCGAAAACCUCACACAUUACGAUGAACGCUCCGGAUUUAGAUGAACAUGGUGGCCUCGAUUGGUUCCAUGAACCAGAUGGGGUUGGGCUAAUGUCAGAGCAAAUACUUUCAGUGAUCGAUCAGCUUGAUGUUGAUGACUUGCAAAUUCCAGGAUCCCCAUUUGUCGACACGGAGAACUGGUUCUGGAAUGCUACUUGA
Penicillium crustosum is the source of this 1680-nucleotide messenger RNA. Its product is annotated as putative C6 transcription factor. Gene Ontology annotation, biological process: positive regulation of transcription by RNA polymerase II. Lineage: Eukaryota; Fungi; Ascomycota; Eurotiomycetes; Eurotiales; Aspergillaceae. The record is from RefSeq and is a predicted model, not a curated record. Gene Ontology annotation, cellular component: nucleus. The transcript has 7 exons. The coding region runs from base 1 to 1680 and encodes 559 amino acids. Gene Ontology annotation, molecular function: sequence-specific DNA binding.